Messenger RNA from Sorex fumeus (smoky shrew), 804 nucleotides. Its product is annotated as zinc finger protein 239-like. The annotation marks the transcript as partial. Lineage: Eukaryota; Metazoa; Chordata; Mammalia; Eulipotyphla; Soricidae. Gene Ontology annotation, molecular function: RNA polymerase II cis-regulatory region sequence-specific DNA binding; DNA-binding transcription factor activity, RNA polymerase II-specific; extracellular matrix structural constituent. The transcript is spliced from 4 exons. Gene Ontology annotation, biological process: regulation of transcription by RNA polymerase II. The record is from RefSeq and is a predicted model, not a curated record.
ACUGGAGAUAAACCGUAUAUAUGUAAGGAAUGUGGGAAGGCCUUUGCGAAAGCCUCAAGUCGUAGUGUACAUAGGAGAAUUCACACUGGAGAGAAACCGUAUAUAUGUAAGGAAUGUGGGAAGGCCUUUGUGAAAGCCUCAAAUCUUAGUGUACAUAGGAGAAUUCACACAGUAGAGAAGCCGUAUAUAUGUAAGGAAUGUGGGAAGGCCUUUGCUCAAUCCUCAAGCCUUGGUGUACAUAGGAGAAUUCACACUGGAGAGAAACCGUAUAUAUGUAAGGAAUGUGGAAAGGCCUUUGCUUUGGCCUCAAGACUUAGUGAACAUAGGAGAAUUCACACUGGAGAGAAACCGUAUAUAUGUAAGGAAUGUGGGAAGUCCUUUGCUGAAGCCUCAAACCUUAGUGUACAUAGGAGAAUUCACACUGGAGAGAAACCAUAUAUAUGUAAGGACUGUGGGAAGUCCUUUGCUGAUGCCUCAAACCUUAGUGUACAUAGGAGAAUUCACACUGGAGAGAAACCGUAUAUAUGUAAGGAAUGUGGGAAGGCCUUUGCUCAAUCCUCAAGCCUUACUAUACAUAGGAGAAUUCACACUGGAGAGAAACCAUAUAUAUGUAAGGAAUGUUUCUCCUACAUGGAUGCCGAUGGCGCCCGGGAGAGCGGCGUGCAGCUGACCUUCCUGUGCCUGCUGAGCACCAGCACCUGGCAGUCCUUCACAGGCCUGUGCCAGAACAAUGCCGCCAGGCUGGACUUGGCGCCUGACCAGAAGUUCGGCUUCCAAUUGGGGCCCGUUUGCUUCAGUAGCUGA